This is a messenger RNA of Paramecium sonneborni, 486 nucleotides long. The record is from the annotation of a GenBank genome assembly. NCBI's taxonomy places the organism in Eukaryota, Ciliophora, Oligohymenophorea, Peniculida, Parameciidae.
AAUUAUGUUUAAAUUUAGUUAGCUUAAAAAAUAACCAUAAGUUUAUGAUUCUUAACUAUUAUCUAAAAUGUAAGCUUAAUUCUAUUUCAGAUGCCCACUAUAGUUCAGACAUAAAUAUCUUAUAAUGGAAUAAAAAAUAAUGGAGGCUAAAAAAUUAGAGCAUGAAAUUUAUAAAAUGAAAGAUGAAGAUGAGGGGUGGAAAAAAUUAAAGAUAAGCUUAGAAUUUGCUCCAUAGAAUACUCUCAAUAGUAAAUUCAUAAUCAGUAUUAAAUUAGAAUGAAAUUUUAGUCAGACAUGCUUUAGCAUGGCAUAAUUAUUUUAAAAGAGUAACAGAAUUUAAAGAUUCAUCUAUAUAUCAUUAUGAUUUGAUUGAUCCUCCUUUACAAUAUUUAGGGACUAAACAAUGUGAUAAAUUAAAAUAAGAAAUAAAUAAAUUAGACUUUGAUAAAGUCUAUGUGUCACCGUUAUUAAGGCAUAUUAUUUGAA